AUGGAGCAACCUAAUCAACACUUGUCUUCGACACCAUCUCCAAUAGACACCCAAGCAGCUGGACCAUCCAAUGUAACUCAACCAGCAGGUGCUUCUAUUGGUGGAAGUCAACCCACUCAAGGUGCUGAGACUGAUAUUGCUAGGGCUGAUCCUGUUGUGCUUCCCCCACCCCCUGAAGUUGAAGGGGCUAAUCCUAAGAAAAAGCGUAAGCCAAAUGCUAGCGGUCCGCGUACAACAGCUUCUAUAUGGAAGCACUUUACCAGAUUACCUGAAAAUGAAGUUCAAGACCCCACUGCUGCUUGCAACUACUGUGGUAAGAGGUAUUUGUGUGAUAGCAAGACUCAUGGCACCACAAACUUGAACACCCACUUGAAAAUUUGCAUUAAGUACACCUAUGCAAUCAGUAAUGAUCCAAGCCAGACUGUCCUUAAUUUAGCUUCUGGGGACCUGGCAGCAACUAGCCUUAGAUUUAAUGUUGAAGCAUGUAGGAAGGCAGUUGCGAUGUUUGUUAUCUUAGAUGAACACGCUUUUAGAGCUGUUGAGGGAGAGGGAUUUAAAUUUCUAUGUAACCAAUUGCAACCUCAAUUCACAGUUCCGUCUAGAUUUACUGUUGCUAGGGACUGUUAUCUGAUUUACCUUGAUGAAAAAGUGAGGCUGAGAGCCUUUUUUAGGUCAAAUUGUAGUAGGGUGGCCCUUACAACUGAUUGUUGGACAUCAGUUCAGAACCUAAGUUACCUAGUCUUGACUGCUCAUUUCGUAGAUAAUGAUUGGAGGUAUCAAAAAAGAAUUAUCAGCUUUUCAACAGUACCUAAUCAUAAAGGUGAGACAAUAGGGAAGGUUGUUGAGGAAGUUUUGAGGGAGUGGGGGCUUAGAAAUCUGUCCACAAUCACCGUUGACAAUGCAUCUUCAAAUGAUGUUGCUGUAGCUCACUUGAAAAAAAGAUUUAAGAACAUGAAUGGUUUGGUCUUAGAUGGCCAAUUCUUCCACAUGAGAUGCUGUGCUCACAUUUUAAACCUGGUAGUGAAUGAUGGUUUAAAGGAUAUGAGUGGUUGUAUCACAAGCAUUCGUAAUGCGGUUAGGUUUGUUCGGUCAUCUACUCAAAGGCAUGACAAAUUCAUGGAAUGCAUUGAGUUUUCUAGGAUAUCUUCCAAGAAACUAGUUUGUCUUGAUGUUCCUACUCGAUGGAACUCGACUUACUUGAUGUUGGAUGCAGCUGAGAAGUUCCAAGUUGCAUUUGAAAAGCUGGAGUUUGAGGAUCCCAAUUACUUGGAAAGCUUUGGUGUUGCUGGUCCCCCUACUAGUGCAGAUUGGGAUAAGGCAAGAGCUUUUAUUAGAUUUCUGAAAUUUUUUUAUGAGGCCACACAAAUGUUUUCAUCAUCCUUGCAUGUUAGUGUGCAUACUACCUUUCACCAGCUUGCUGUAAUUUAUAGUGAGCUUGUGCAGUAUUGUCAUAGUUCAAAUCCUACUUUGAGUAGAAUGGGUAUGGAUAUGAAGCUCAAGUAUGAUAAGUAUUGGGGUAGCAUUGCUAACAUUAAUCAUCUCCUUUAUUUUGGGGUCAUCUUUGAUCCUCGAUAUAAGUUGAAGUAUGUAAGGUGGUGCUUUUCUAAAAUGUAUAAUGAGGACCCAAAUCUGAUAAAAGAGCUCAUAACUAGCAUUAAUGAGAAUCUGUCCAGAAUGUACGAUUGCUAUUCUGCUGCUCAUAAUGAAGAAAAUAGGCAAGAUCAAGGGCAAUCAUCUCAUGGACCAUUGGGUCCUUUGGAGGGGAGUACAUCUGGGUCAAAAUCUGCUGAAAUUCCAACUUUCUUAGAAAUGGCAAAUGCUUUUCAGCAGCAUCUUGAGCAAGAAAGUUCAUUUGAAAGUAAAAAUGAGCUUGAGAGAUACUUAGAUGAAGCUUGUGUUAAAGAUAAUGGCAAGUUUGAGCUGCUAGUAUGGUGGAGGCAGAAUUCAUCAAGAUUUCCAAUCUUGUCAAUUCUGGUCAAGGAUGUUUUGGCUACUCCAGUUUCAACAGUGGCUUCUGAGAGUGCAUUUAGCACUGGUGGUAGAGUCUUGGACACUUAUAGGAGCUCUCUAAACCCUGAAGUUGCAGAAGCACUGAUUUGUACUCAAAACUGGAUGAGACAAUCUUCCAAUCAGCCCAAAGAACUUGAUGUUGUUGAUGUAUUUGACCAAUCUGAAAAAGUUAUAACAGAAUUUCGAGGCUUGAUCAUUUCUGGAAGGGCUAGAAGAUGUGCUGCUGGUGCUGGAUCUUCUCAGUCACAGCCAAUCCAAAAUGUGGUGUUGAUCACCAUUGAAGGAAUAUUAAUUGGAGCUCUACUAUUGAAAAGUAUGUGUAUUUAUAAUUGUUGGCUAAUGGAGAGUGCUCCUAAAAGAUUCCCAGGGAAUACAAUUACUGGUUAUUCCCUUGAAGCUCCUAUGCUAGUAGUGUACAUGGAUGAGAUGUCACUUGAGGGCUGGAAGAGUUUGAUAGAGUGCCCCAAGAUUCAUGCAAGUUUGAUGGUGAAGAUUGAAGAAUGCAAUUUAAGCUAUGACUAUGGGUCUGUAACUUGA
Messenger RNA from Lotus japonicus, 2547 nucleotides. RefSeq names its product zinc finger BED domain-containing protein RICESLEEPER 2-like. The transcript is spliced from 6 exons. Gene Ontology annotation, molecular function: DNA binding; protein dimerization activity. Lineage: Eukaryota; Viridiplantae; Streptophyta; Magnoliopsida; Fabales; Fabaceae. The coding region runs from base 1 to 2547 and encodes 848 amino acids. The record is from RefSeq and is a predicted model, not a curated record.